Gavialis gangeticus (Gharial) is the source of this 3170-nucleotide messenger RNA. RefSeq names its product protein disulfide isomerase family A member 2 (gene PDIA2). The coding region runs from base 767 to 2377 and encodes 536 amino acids. Gene Ontology annotation, cellular component: endoplasmic reticulum. NCBI's taxonomy places the organism in Eukaryota, Metazoa, Chordata, Crocodylia, Gavialidae. The transcript is spliced from 11 exons. The record is from RefSeq and is a predicted model, not a curated record. Gene Ontology annotation, molecular function: protein disulfide isomerase activity. Gene Ontology annotation, biological process: response to endoplasmic reticulum stress; protein folding.
UGUGACAGCAGAAGCAAAGGGACCGUGGCUCCAGCCCCACUGCAGCCCGGGCCAGCUUUCACUCAUCUCCAGCUACAAAUAAAGUCCCUGGUCCACUACCACCCCCAGCAAUCCAGACCUUAGAGCUGCAUGUGCCCCAUGGCACCAUGUUUACUAAUACUCCGUGAGUUCCAGCCCUGCCAGGCCCUGUUGCCCCCAGACACUACUGAGGUAGGACAAACCCUGAACAGCUUGCAUUAGGCCUUAGCCAUUUACCUUAGGGAAUAGCUCUGUGCUUGGGCACCUGCCAGAAUCCUGUGGGGAAAUGCUACUUGAGCAGGGCUCUGGGACAUAGGCAUUCCCACUGCCCAGGGCUGGGGCACUGCUGCCAUUGAACCUUUCUCCCAGACCUGUCAUAGGAGUCCCUCUUCCAAACGCAAGGGUUGUGCUGCUGUAGGCUAGAAGGUGCCUGUUUUAUGUUCACCAGUGGGGGGUAUUUCCAGCAACAGCUGGCUUGGAAAGCCUCAGUCUGCCCAGGACUGCCUUUCAGAGUUCCCUAGCCAGGUUCUGAGACCUGGGGACUAAAAAACAGGUCAUGCAGCCACCUGGCCGUUCCCGUACAGCUGCCAUAUCUGGGGCUCUGAUCAGCCAGUAAUAAAGAGACACGCACUGUAUGGGCCAGGCACCACCCACUCCACUCUGGUCUUAUCUGUCCCCUCUCUUCCACUGGCAUUCUCUUUCCAGGCAGCUGACAUAGGUGCUUACCUGUUUUCUGGUCCCUUUCACUAUGGGCUACUUUAAGUCCCAUCUGGUUUUGGUCCUGUUCCUGUCACUGGCUUGGGUGGCACCUAGCUGGGGGGAAGACCAGGGCAAGGAGGUAGAGGUGCAGCAGAUGGAGGAGGUGAAAGAAGAAGAGGAGGUCAUCUCAACUGAGCUUUUGGAAGAAGAUGGUGUCUUAGUACUCCAUCAACACAACUUUGAUCGAGCCCUGCAUGAGCACAGGCUGCUCCUGGUGAAGUUCUAUGCCCCUUGGUGUGGGCACUGCCAGGCUCUGGCCCUGGAGUACACACAAGCUGCUGGGAUCCUGAAGAAUGAAUCCCUGGACUUGAGACUGGCCAAAGUGGAUGCAACAGAGGAAACAGUCCUAAGUGCUGAGUUUGGUGUUACCGGGUACCCUGUGCUGAAGCUCUUCCAAGAUGGGAACCGCACUCACCCCACAGACUACACAGGUGCACGGGACUCCCAGGGCAUCGUGCUGUGGAUGAAGCGGAAGGCUGGCGCCAGUGCCACGCUGCUGCAGGACAAGGAUAGCACUGCAGAGCUCAUUGACUCCCAUGAUGUUGUUGUUGUUGGUUUCUUUAAGGAACUGCAGGGUGAAGGUGCGCAGGUAUUCUAUGAAGUUGCCAGUGAUAUUGUGGACAUCACCUUUGGGAUUACCGAGAAAGUGGAGCUUUUCCAGAAAUAUGGCAUCACCCAGGACACAGUCUGCCUCUUCAAGAAGUUUGAUGAGAAGCGGACAGAUUUCCCACUGGACUCAGAGCAAAGGCUGGACAAGGAGGAGCUUUCCCACUUCAUUGUUGUGCAAAGCCUGGAGCUGGUGAUGGAAUUCACUAGCCAAACCUCAUCUAAGAUAUUUGGAGCAAAAAUCCUUAACCACCUGCUGUUGUUCAUUAACAAGACUGUGGAGUCCCAGCUGCAGAUGGUGGGGAAUUUCCGGGAAGCAGCAGCUGCUUUCAGGGGCCAAGUUCUCUUUGUGCUCAUUGAUGUCAAUGGGUAUGGGGCCAAUGUGCUACACUUCUUUGGCCUGAAGAGCCAUGAUGCUCCCACCCUGCGCUUCAUCAACAUAGAGACCAACAGGAAGUACCGCAUGGCUUCAGAGGACUUCUCGGCUCAGGCUGUGGGCUCCUUCACCCAGGAUGUGCUUGAUGGCAAAGUCAAGCCUCAUUUUAUGAGUAAGGAAAUCCCUGAGGACUGGGAUAGGCAGCCAGUUAAAGUCCUUGUGGGCAAAAACUUUGAGAAGGUGGCUUUUGAUGAGACCAAGAACGUAUUUGUGAAGUUCUAUGCUCCUUGGUGUGCACACUGCAAGGCAAUGGCACCUGUCUGGGAGGAGCUGGGUGAGAAAUAUAAGGACUAUGAGAACAUCAUCAUUGCCAAGCUGGAUGCAACAGCCAAUGAGAUUGAGAACAUCACCAUCCAUGGCUACCCAACACUGCACUACUUCCCUGCUGGGCCAGAUAGGAAGAUGAUUGAGUACAAGAGUGCCAGAGACCUGGAGACCUUCUCUAAGUUCCUGGAGAAUGGGGGCAUACUGCCCAUGGAGAAAGAGGUGGUUGAGUCCCCUGAGGAUGUAAAUGGGACAAGUCCAUCAGAUGCCACUGAAGCCAGAGAUGAAUUAUAACCCCCCACCUCCACAUCCUGCUCAUCUGGCUGGGAAAACCACCAGCCCAGUUCAUGGCACCUAGAAACAGAGCUUGCCCCAUGGGCAUGGACUACAGCACUAGGGCUUAACUCACCCCAUCACUGUGUCCCCCGAGGCCUGGCCUUUUGUUCUUUGUGCCAAGGGAUGGAGUCUGUGGGGAAGAUCCUGCUGCAUGCUGCCUGGUGCCUCUUUCCCUUUUCAGGCCUAGGCGCAGCAGGUCUGGGGAUCAGGUUUCAGGGAGUUGUGCCUCCCUGCAUGGUGCUGUUUUCUCCAGUCUCUGCCCCUGCUACAUCAUUGAUGGUGCAUGCCUUCCAGCACUGUGAGCCAGACUUGGGCCAGGAAUAAGAGGCAAGCAACCUCAGGGAGCUGAGCUUGGCACCUAGACUGGUACUAGUACUCAAAAGGCCUGUGCCCUGUGAUGCCUAUGGGGAAUGAGACAAUGUUGCCAUCCCCAAAUGCCUACACUGAGUCAUGCCUCCAAAAUCAUGAGACUAGCUCUAAAAUAACACAGAUUUAAACAAUCAGUGCUGGGUCUCUGUAUCAGUCUUCUGAUUUGGUUUGUCAGGUCAUACUUACACAUUUCUCUGUUGCCUGUGGGCUGGAACCCAAUGUGUUAAAAGCAAGCAAAGAUGGUCACAGGCUCACUGGACUCCAGUGAGCAGGAGCUGAAGGAAAACAUCUGAUACACAGCUGGAGAUGAAAUUGGGGAGUCUGGCAACAGUAGCAGAGAAGCUGGGCAACUUGAGAGCAAGUGGGCUCAGACAUUGACAGA